This is a messenger RNA of Drosophila teissieri, 1521 nucleotides long. RefSeq lists its product as uncharacterized. NCBI's taxonomy places the organism in Eukaryota, Metazoa, Arthropoda, Insecta, Diptera, Drosophilidae. Bases 149 to 1360 code for a protein of 403 amino acids. The record is from RefSeq and is a predicted model, not a curated record. The transcript has a single exon.
AGUCGGCUUGGAAUAUCAGACGGAUUAACCGCAUCACUGACUGACCCCAAUCUAAGCCCCUUCGUCUAAUCAGCCAACUGGUGGGCGACUAGGCGACAACAACGCAGUUCCUUCCAUCAGUCAGUUGGAGCCAGUUGCCUCUAAGACGAUGAUCUGGAUGUGGCUGCCACUUGUGUGCAUGUGCCUUCUGCCGCUUAUGCAGGCGGAUCAUGUGGCUCCCAAGCUGGAUAUUGCUGUGAAGGACUUCCAGCUGGAGCUGCUGCGCGAACUAGGCGACCUGCUGCAACAGCGGACUGAGCCGAGUCUCAACGAUUACCUGGAUCGUCUGGGGCGCAUUCCCAGGAAUGCCAACUAUACAGAACAGCUGAGUGCAGCGCGUGCCACGCCGAAGAUCCAAUCGAAGGUGACGCUCAUCAAGCAGCUGCUGGAUGUGCGACCUCACCUGGACACGGACAUGGAGUACACCAUCGUGCUGCGGAACCUGGUCUUUCUCAACCGACUGAGAUCCACGCUAAGGGCGGCCGAGGAGACCAGCACACAAGAGAUACGCAUGAUGCGCAUGUACCGCCUCUGCCAGCAGCUUGACCGCCCGGCUCCUCAUCAUCAAGGGAGUCGUCUGAUCAACGAACAGACAGUCGGCGCCGCAUUGGAGCAACUCAACCUGACCAAGAAGGAGGUCAACGCCACCGGCUUGGAUCUUAAUGAGUUUGGGGCGCAGCUUUACGAGCGAGUCAAGUUGUCGGGCGCCGAAAUCAUCGACAACUACCUGCACAUCCUGCGCUCCCUGCUGCAGGACAUCAUCGACGGCGACCAUGCGGAUCUGGCCGGCAGCACUGCCAAGCUGGACAAGAUGCUGCAGCAGCUGGACGCCAUGCUUGCCACAGCGGACUUCUUCGAGAAACGGCAGCGGGUGUACGCGUACCUGGAGACCCACUUGCGUAUGGAUUACGAGGAUAUGCGGGACACGUCGAGCAGCGAGCACAUCACCGAGCACCUACUCACCCAGCUGCGGACCAAGGGACUGGACCUGUUCGUCAUCUUCCUCUUCAGCAACUUUGAAUUCAUAGACCUGGUGCACGAGCACUGGGCUCAGCUGCUGCCACAGUCACCUAGUCUCCUCUACGACGACACCGCCCGCCAGCUGUACGAUCUGCAGCAGCUGUACCAGGCCUUCAAGCUGGACACGGACUGCGAGGCCAAGUACACGGCCUACUCGGACGCACUGCGUCGCUUGCACGAGCGGACCGUGGAGCAGGGCCAGCGCAAUAGGCACAUCUUUGAGCUGCUCCACAACGCCGCCCAAAGCGUCGGCACGGUCACCUUCAACAUGAUCCGGGACAAGUGCAACGAGCUGAGAUGAGCCUUAGUCCUUUAACAUUAUAAUAAACCCAUCUGGGCUGCUUAAAUGCUGGCGGUUCCAUACAUUUUACUAUAUAGUUCCAUACAUUUUACUAUAAAGUUCCAAAGAGUUUACCAUAUAGUUCCAUACAAUUUACCACAAAGUUCCAUAUGAGAAUGCCU